Molecule: messenger RNA, 1770 nt
Organism: Dissoconium aciculare CBS 342.82
Lineage: Eukaryota; Fungi; Ascomycota; Dothideomycetes; Mycosphaerellales; Dissoconiaceae
Product: SET domain-containing protein
Exons: 2
Coding region: 1-1770 (589 amino acids)
Biological process (GO): peptidyl-lysine monomethylation
Cellular component (GO): nucleus
Molecular function (GO): protein-lysine N-methyltransferase activity
Source: RefSeq, a predicted model, not a curated record
AUGGCUUCCAUCGAGCAAAGACUCGACGUGUUACGAGCGUGGCUGACCCGCAACGGCGGCCGCAUCCAUCCCGACAUUGCUCUCGCGUACGAUGAGCAGUCUGGCGUGCACUGUCGUGCGAGCACAGACUUGGCGGCGGAUACCUCUUUAUGCUCAGUGCCUCACGCACUUGCUCUAUCCAGCCUGAAUGCCUUGGUCGACGAUGAAUUGAUCGCCUUUCGCAACCGAGGCAUCCCUGUCGAGGCGAUCGGUCAUUUCUAUCUUAUACAUCAAUACAUCACAAAGGACACAUCGUUUUGGAAACCUUAUCUCGAGACGCUGCCAUCUCCAGCGCAUGCUCACUCGACGCCGUUCUGGUUUGAUAACGAGGAUCUCGCAUGGCUGGCCGACACAGAUGUCUACCACACCACGCUGGCUCGUCAAGCCGCCCAGCGAGCCAACUAUGAGCAAGGCUUAGAAGUGCUGCAACGAGCUGGGGUAGAUACAACGCCGUAUACUUGCAAGUACUGGGCCGCGCACAAACAUGACUCCGAUGGCCGUCGUCAGACAGUCCUCAUGGAUAUGUCGCGUGUCUCUACUGUUGACCUGGACUUUCCUGUACUCUUUCCAAUUGUAGAUAUUCCCAACCAUCUGCCCGAUGCCAACAUGGAUUGGACGUAUGACCCGGGAGUUUUCAGCAUCGCGCUCGCCGGUUCCGUCACUGCAGGGUCUCAGAUAUACAACAAUUAUGGUCCGAAGGGUAAUGAUGAAUUGCUGCUCGGCUAUGGGUUCUGUUUGUUGAACAACCCUUUCGACAAGGUAUUGUUGACCUUGAAACAGCCCACACCUGAGCUUCAAAGGGACAUUCGGUCCGUACAUUCCGGGUACUUCACGCAAGAUGGUGUAUGGAACAGUGAAAAGGCGACCUUUGGAAUCGGCCGUUGUGUCCUUGAUCGAGAAGAUCUGAGCAAAAUCUACACUCAAUGGCCAGAGCCGUUAAUUGAGUUCCUGCUUUACAUCCUUCGUCACGAACGUGGACUGCUCUUUACAUUCAUACAGCAUCCUGUCGCGUAUCUCACGUCUACAGACAGUGUCGGCAGUCGAUACCAACCGCACCUGCUCCGUGCCAUUGUGCAGUCAUUGACACCGAAGCUGGCCAAAUUGAGGUCUGCCGAAUUGUCAUCGCCAACAAAUCACAAGCAAAUUCAAGCAAAAACAUAUCGAGACAGUCAGGUUCAAAUCCUCGAUUCAAUCAUCAAUGGCUGUCGAGAUUUCCUACGAUUGGACUUUCGUCCCCAAAAUCCUGAAAUGCAAUUUUCCCGUGGGAGAGGGAUGUUGCUGACGUUGGAAGAAAUUUUAACAAUCGCUGGAAAGUCUAAACAUGUGGGACGGAUGGAUGGAUUUCUGGCUGGCAUUGCUCAAAGCGCUGGGACUGAUCAUGUCUUGCAAUUACGACAAGCUGGCUGGGAAGAAGAUGUGUUAGCACUACUUCUUUGCCAUCUCUCGCUCGAUGGGUGGACGCAGUCUCCAAACCCCGAGUAUCUGACAGAUAUCAAGGUCGAUGCGGAAGAAAUGGAGCACGCUCAAGGACUUUACGACAUCGUUCGCACUGCUGCGCAGCAGUUGCCUGAUUCGCUUUGGCACGAUCAGAAAUGGUCGGCUUCUUUCAUAGCUGCUCACGGAGGCCUGAUUAUGAAGUAUGACAGCUUCAUGAUGAUGGUACCAAAUGCACAUUCGGAGUCAGAAGAAGCCAGACUGGUGGUGUAUCUACAUGGUCUUCAGCAGUCUUAA